This is a messenger RNA of Procambarus clarkii (red swamp crayfish), 1054 nucleotides long. RefSeq names its product Ribose-5-phosphate isomerase (gene Rpi). Gene Ontology annotation, molecular function: ribose-5-phosphate isomerase activity. Gene Ontology annotation, biological process: pentose-phosphate shunt, non-oxidative branch; D-ribose metabolic process. Gene Ontology annotation, cellular component: intracellular membrane-bounded organelle. The record is from RefSeq and is a predicted model, not a curated record. NCBI's taxonomy places the organism in Eukaryota, Metazoa, Arthropoda, Malacostraca, Decapoda, Cambaridae.
CCAUGGUUGUAUAUCACAACACACGAAUUCUGAAAGGUGGAAUUGGUCAGACUUUCACCUUCUUCUCCGCCCACCAAGGCUGCAGGCAGGUGACCCAGGCGGCCAUGGACCAGGUCGAGAGUGCUAAGAAGGCAGCUGCUUAUAGAGCAGUUGACAAUCACAUCAAGGAUGCUCACCGAGUUGGGAUUGGAAGUGGGUCCACUGUUGUUUAUGCAGUUGAAAGACUUGCUCAGCGUGUGCAUAAAGAAGGUCUGAAGGUGCUGUGUGUUCCUACAUCAUUCCAAGCUAGACAACUGAUAAUUAAUCAUGAUUUGGAGCUGUCAGAUCUUGAGAUUACACCUCAGUUGGAUGUGGCCAUUGAUGGUGCUGAUGAAGCAGAUGCUAAAUUAACCCUUAUUAAAGGGGGUGGUGGAUGUCAGCUGCAAGAAAAAAUUGUUGCUGCUGCAGCCAAACUCUUUAUAGUAGUUGCUGAUUACAGGAAGGACUCGACAUCUCUAGGUGAACAAUGGACAAAAGGAAUUCCAAUUGAAGUUGUUCCAAUGGCAUAUCGUCCAGUUCAGCUAAAAAUUGAGAUGGAGCUCGGUGGAAGAGCUGUAUUAAGACAGGCUAAAGCUAAAGCAGGUCCUGUUGUGACAGACAAUGGGAACUUUAUUUUGGACUGGGUGUUUGAUAGGACCUUUGAUUGGCAGAAAGUUAAUCAACAGAUUAAAAUGAUUCCUGGUGUUGUAGAAACAGGCUUGUUUGUGGGAAUGGCAAAGAUUGCCUACUUUGGCAUGGAAGAUGGCUCCGUCAAGGAUCGAGAAGUGUGAAAAUUUCCAUGCAGUUGUGCUUUUAUUCAUUUCAGUAUAGUUAGCAUACAAUUGUUAGAUUAGUUAAUUCAGUACAGUAUUAGCAUCUCACCCUCUCAUGAAGCUGUAUUUCAUGUAUCCUUUCAAUUUAGUAGAUAUAUGGUCAUUUUUUUCAUAAUAUUGUGUAUGUAUCAUAUUAAGACAUAACACUUUAAAUAUUUAAUUUAUUUGAUUAUACAUAUAUUAUAUAUAUAUAUAUAUAUAUA